Melopsittacus undulatus (budgerigar) is the source of this 795-nucleotide messenger RNA. Its product is annotated as cysteine-rich venom protein-like. The record is from RefSeq and is a predicted model, not a curated record. The transcript has 8 exons. Bases 1 to 795 code for a protein of 264 amino acids. Gene Ontology annotation, cellular component: extracellular region. Lineage: Eukaryota; Metazoa; Chordata; Aves; Psittaciformes; Psittaculidae.
AUGCGUUAUCAUAUAUUCAUUCGCACAGUUUCAGAAUAUCCAACUGUAUUAGAAAUGGAUCUACUAACUGCAAUAAUUUUCCUGGCGGCUUUGCUGCACCAAUCUGAUGGGCAGGAUGUAAAAUAUAAACAAGUGGACGUUUCUGCCUUUACUCAUUUUUCGUUUCAAAACCAAAAAGAGAUCCUUGAGCAACACAAUGAAAUAAGGAGAUCUGUAAUUCCCACAGCCAGGAACAUGCUGAAGAUGGUGUGGAGUGAGAAUGCUGCCAGAAAUGCUCAGAAAUGGGCAAAUAGGUGUGAGAUGAAAAUCAGCCCAAAAGAUCAGAGAAUCAUAAAUGGUGUCACCUGUGGUGAGAAUAUAUUGCUAUCAUCUUACCCAAGAACAUGGUCUGAAGCAAUUAAAGUCUGGAACAGUCAGUCCUCCAAUUUCAAGUAUGGAUAUGGAGCAGUCACAAAAAAUGUCAAUAUCGAGAGCUACACCCAGCUAAUCUGGUAUAACAGUUACCAGGUUGGAUGUGCAGUUGCCUACUGUCCUAUGAACCCCUUCAACUACUUUUAUGUUUGCCAAUACUGUCCUCCAGGAAAUAAUGCAAUGCAAAUAGCAACACCUUACAGAAGUGGACCAAAAUGUGCAGAAUGUCCUGGCCACUGUGACAGAGGACUUUGCACCAAUCCUUGCAGGUAUCAAGACUUCUUUGGAAACUGCAGAAAUCUGAAGAUGUUGUUUGGUUGUAAUCAUUCACUGGUGAAGGUGAAGUGUCCUGCUACCUGUGGCUGCACCACUGAAAUAAUAUAA